UUGGUGUGUCGUAGUUGCAGGAUGCAGCUGCAGCCAAUAAUGUUGCUACUGAUAAGGUUGUAAAGCUCUGCCAUUGCUGCGAAGAAAAUGUUGGCACCAAAAACUCACACGUGCGAGGCUCUUUCUCUUUCUCUGCCACAACCGUCAUCUCCUCCUCCGGAGCCCGUGAACAUCCUCUUCCGCCGCCGCCAACUCCUCAGCGCCACCGCAUCCACCAUUUCCUUCAAUUUCACUGUCCCUUUCACAACCUCUCUGUCCAUGUCAGAGCCGGUAGCCAGUGCCGGCGGCCUCUUCCAAAUGCCCCCACCACGCCUCAUCAACCGGUAUUUUCUGGUGAGAGCGGGUGAGUCGGAGUUCGAGAGCAUGGGAGUUAUCAACACAAACCCAGUGGAGAAGACUUCUGUGGAUAGCGGCUUAUCUGAAAGAGGGAAGAAACAGUCUAUAAAAUCAGCUUUUGAUUUGAAAGAAAUGGGAGCGUGUGACAAGGGCUGUUGGAUCUGGUCUGCUAUUACUCAGAGAGCUUACCAGACUGCUGAGAUUAUUGCUUCUGUUAAUGGAGUUACCCGUAGUUAUAUAGUCCCAGAAUACAGCUUUCUGGAUGCCCGUGGAUUAGGUGCCUUUGAAGGAAAAAAGUUGGAAUAUGUUUCAGAAGUGUAUGCAUCAGAUGGUAUAUCUCCGAACAUCAAGCCUCCUCCCAUUAAUGACGGAACUCCGAAUGAGAGUGUUGCAGAUGUUUUUGUUCGUGUGACACAGCUCAUGUCAAUUCUUGAAACUCAGUAUUCGGGUGACACCGUUAUUAUUGUGUCGCCAGAUUCUGACAACUUGACAAUCCUUCAGGCAGGUUUGAUAGGACUAGACCUUCGAAGGCACAGGGAACUGUCUUUUGCACCUGGUGAAGUUCGCUUUGUUGAUCCCAAUGACAUUCCCGUAUAUAAGCAGCCUGCAUCUGCUAUAUAUAAAUGUUCCAAGAACCCACCAAAUUGUAACUAACUGUUUUCUUUUGGUUCAAGGUAUAACAGGAAUAUGGAUAUCGAUUAAUAAUAGUUCAAGUUGUACUGAUGUUUAAUUAUAAAUUAAAAAAACUUACUAUCUUAAUACAAACUAAAGAUGAUUAGAUGGAUGUGAGUUCAUAUAUGUAAGUGAAAACCUAAAGAUUAAUUUGAGUUUUGUAA
Glycine soja is the source of this 1172-nucleotide messenger RNA. RefSeq lists its product as uncharacterized. The record is from RefSeq and is a predicted model, not a curated record. Lineage: Eukaryota; Viridiplantae; Streptophyta; Magnoliopsida; Fabales; Fabaceae. The transcript is spliced from 5 exons. Bases 88 to 990 code for a protein of 300 amino acids.